AUGCCUCGCUACAAAGAAGGAGACAAAGUUAGUUACAAACCGGUGGGCGGCGCCCAAUCUAGGACUAGCACGAGCACCGGACUCAUUCUUGAAAACUUGGGGGGCCGUAGCUCGUCAGACGAUGAGCCACGCUAUAAAAUCGAGAACAUGCACACCCACAAGAGCUCCAAUAUCAAGGAGGGAAACAUUGAGGGACCGGCGGAGUAA
Molecule: messenger RNA, 207 nt
Organism: Penicillium hordei
Lineage: Eukaryota; Fungi; Ascomycota; Eurotiomycetes; Eurotiales; Aspergillaceae
Product: hypervirulence associated TUDOR domain-containing protein
Exons: 2
Coding region: 1-207 (68 amino acids)
Source: RefSeq, a predicted model, not a curated record